UUAAAUCGCUGCCCGCUGCUAAGUGCGGCUUGCGUCGGAGCAGAGCCAGCAUCUAGGCAGGCUGAGAGCUCAGGCAUCAGUCCCAUCUUGGACUCAUCAGAUUUCCUUCCAUCAGAGGGGUUAGGACUACCGCUGCAAGGUGAGUGGCGGACUAGGCAAGGCGGUGUUCGAUACGGCAAUGGCAGGAAGUGGUCAUACCGGAGGAGGCAGAUCAGAUCAGUGCGUGGCAUCCUUGCCGAGUUGGACGGUGGCCAGAUCAAGCGCGGCCAGAUUGGAAGGUUGGGAAUCCGGAUCGGUGGUGCGAUGCUUCGGAAGCUGGUGGUGGGAUCUCUGUCGUGGUGGACUGCCUUCCAGUUGGAGGUGGAUCUCUGCGGAGGCGGAUCGAUUGGAGGUGGAUGCUCUCGGGGCGCGAUCGAUUUGAGGUGGAUCUUUCGGAUGGUGGAUCCUUCGGAGUGCGGCAGCACUGGUGGACGCCAGCACAGACCGGAGCCCAGAGUUCUUCACCACGAACCAGAUACGGACCAUACGCUACCGGCGACUAAGAGGAAACGGAGACAGGGAGCCAGCAGCCUGACGCUUCUCCAGAUACCGGGCAUCGGUGGUGCAGCUUCGGCGGCUGGGCAGCUCGGCGAGUGGCAGCCAUCGGUGGUGGAACAGCAUCGGCGUCGGGCAGCUUCGGCGGUGGCGCCAUCGUGGUGGAAGCAUCGGCGUGGCCGCUUCAGCGGUGGCGCAAUCGUGGUGGAGCUCGGCGGUUGCGUCAACGACGUUGUGUCUGGAGCCGUACGCACAGUGGAGGUAUACGGCGGACAGCGCAAGGGUUUAUAUUAUAUGGAAAAAUUGAUAGUGGCACCAGGAGCAGAGCGAAUUGAAAAGAUCGCUGAAAUUUUCGCGUACGUCGGUGGGGAUGAGUUGUCGAAGGGAAAUGUGUGUCACGGGGAGCGCGGUGGUGUAUAUAAGCGCGGCGAUGUCUUUGGUUGCAGCAUCAGUCCCAUCUUGGACUCACAGAUUUCCUUCCAUCAGAGGAGUUUGGACUACCGCUGCAAGAUCACCAUGAAGUCUAUCGCACUUAUUGCUCUUCUCUUCGGUGUUGCUGUCGCUGAAUACGGACAGCAGGGAGGAGGUCUUGGAGUCGGCGGCGUCAGAGGUGGCGCCAUCGGUGGCGGCCGCAUCAUCACCCAGGUGAGUGGCGGACAGCAAGGCGGUGGUUCGUACCAAUCAGGAGGUGGUCAUACCGGAGGAGGCAGGAUCAGUGGUGCAUCCUUCCGAGUUGGAGGUGGCCAGAUCAGAGGAGGCCAGGUUGGAGGUGGAUCCCUCGGUGGUGGAUCCUUCCAAGCUGGUGGUGGAUCUCUCGGUGGUGGAUCCUUCCAAGUUGGAGGUGGAUCUCUCGGAGGCGGAUCGAUUGGAGGUGGAUCUCUCGGAGGCGGAUCGAUUGGAGGUGGAUCUUUCGGUGGUGGAUCCUUCGGAGGCGGCAGCCUGGGUGGAGGCCAGCAACAGACCGGAGCCCCAGAGUUCUUCACCACGACCAGAUACGGACCCAUCGCUACCGGCGGACUAAGAGGAAACGGAGACAGGAGCAGCAGCCUGACCUUCUCCAGAACCGGUACCGCCACCGGCUCCCUGUUCAGCAGAGACAACGCCGAAGCCACAGAGACGGCGAAGAAGAGCCGCGGAUACGAGUACAAAUACAGAGAGGGACACGAGUACACACAGCCAAAGACCCUGUACAACUAUGAUAUCGAAGAGCCCGUCUGGGGAUUCGCUGACGUCGACGUUGUCUAUAGCGGCGAGGGCGGUGGUGCUGGUGGCGCCAUCGGUGGUGGCAGCUUCGGCGGUGGCAGCUUCGGCGGUGGCGCCAUCGGUGGUGGAAGCAUCGGCGGUGGCAGCUUCGGCGGUGGCGCCAUCGGUGGUGGAAGCAUCGGCGGUGGCCGCUUCAGCGGUGGCGCAAUCGGUGGUGGAAGCAUCGGCGGUGGUCAACGCGUUGUGUCUGGAGGCCGUACCAGUGGAGGUUACGGCGGACAGCAGGGUGGAUACUAGUAAAAUGGAAGAUUGAUAGUGGCACAGGAGCAGAGCGAAUUGAAAGUAGUCUCUAAAUUAUGGCGAUAUCCACGAAAAAAGUUUACCCUGUCUUAAUAGAUUUUAAUUUAGGUUGACAUUAUUGGAUAUAAGCAUUUAUUAUUGACAUUGGCAAGACGUAAGGCAGAUAAAACUAUUUUCUAUUUAUUCCGCUACACAGUGCCCAAUCCCCCGCGAACUUUUUCCUACUGCUCGAAUCUUGUGUUUAAAAAAUGGAUUGCGUUAAGAUUAACUUACGCUAGAACGAGUGUAUUAUGUAUAGAGGAGAUACCAUUUAGUUUGAUUAGUACAAUGUAAAAAUAAUUAUGAUGAUCGUAAUGGCCUUGCUUUGUCACAGUUGCUUAUUCACGCGUGUAAAUACCCACUCAUGAGAUCGGAAGGUACGGCUCAGUCUGAGAUGAUGCCUGUUCUUAUUAUUGCUGUAUAUAAUUUUAUCGACGAGGGCGAUUGAUACUUUAAAUAAAUAAAUGCAAUUCAGUUUUGCUGAAAUCAAAUCAAA
Messenger RNA from Priapulus caudatus, 2572 nucleotides. RefSeq lists its product as uncharacterized. NCBI's taxonomy places the organism in Eukaryota, Metazoa, Priapulida, Priapulimorpha, Priapulimorphida, Priapulidae. The transcript has 8 exons. The annotation marks the transcript as partial. The record is from RefSeq and is a predicted model, not a curated record.